AUGUCUGAUCCUGAGUUGGCCCGUGUCCUGAAGGAGAUGAAUGACCUUGUUGGUCAGGCUGAACUUCAGGCUAACCUCCAAAACCUCCAACAGCUUGUGCACCAGGAGGCAGAACCAACUACCAGUCAGCCUUCCACCAGUCAGCCAUCAAACGGAAGGCAAGAUGUUAGAUGGAUUAAGAGGGACAGUGAUGGGAACAUUAUUUAUGGCAUGCCCAGAUCAUCCCGAAAACAAGCAGCAGGCCCCAGUCACAGCCAGAAUCGGAAGACUGGUAUCUCGCAUGUCAGGGCUUCAGAAACCAGUGGGGAAGUAACCAGCGACUUUCCUUCCGUUACUGCGGAGUCCUUCCUUCAAGAGCUUCGUUCACUGGGUGAGGACAUAAAUGAGGAUGAAACACCACCUCAAGCCUCAACAGACUGGGCAACCCGAAAGAGCCUCAUUUCAGGGUGGUGGGCGAAAGAGAGAAUCCGGCUGGUCAACAUCAUGUGUGAUGUCAGGGUCCACCGAGGUCAAGUGUUCCACAACAGGGAUUCGAUGACCCAUGCCUUUUUUAAUCCGUUGCCUCCCACAACUUGUGUUGUGGAGAGGGUUCUAACCCAGUGUGAGCGUCUUGUACCUUUGGAGAUGCCAGAGACAAUAUGUGGUUGUCUACAAGGAUUGUCCAGUGUCGUCGCAGGACAGUCCAUAGUUGUGGUCACAAUGAAUGGGAGAUAUGAUCUCAGAUUACCUCAGAUGAGAUGCGAGGAAUGUGAAGCUACGUGGAGUCCUGGAGUGGAUGACCUGAGCGGAAAGAUCACAGCAGACACCUUCCGGAAAAGCUUCAUUGAGUGGGAGGCUGUUAGAUUCGAAGUGGACAAAUUAUGCCGGAAAGAUUACUUUGACUGUCCAGCGUGCAGCCCAGACAUGCUUGCGGUAUCUGUUGAUGGAAACCGCAAGCACUACAGAUUCAACAGUGCAGCAAGAUCGGAGGAACAAGCCGUCUUUGAUGGUGUGUUCAUUGCGAAUGAUGAUGAGGUCGGAAGAUUCGUGGACUAUGUCCAUGCCUCAACCAGCCAUGUCUCUGGAAGAGGUGUCUGUGGAGGGCAGUGGUCAGCGGCGCGUGAAACGUCUAAGAAGUCCUCAGGAAAAACAGACGAGGAGGGCCUGGAACUUGCGGUCUGCCGUCAUGGUGUUCUCCUCCGUGCCCUUAAUAUGUUUCGAGGUGAAAUCUUUGCCUACCCCCUGUACCUCCAAAAGCAAAUGUCCCACAAGCAAGUGACAUUUUUCGCCAUGGAUGUGGCUUGCAAGUACUGGCCUUACCUGCGGAGAGUUACAGAGAAAUGCCCGGAGUUUCAGGAUCUCCUGACCAUGAGGCCAUUUCUCUCGGUUUUUCAUGCCAAAGCUCACGAUUUCAAAUGUGAGGUAAAAUGGAGUGGAGCGUAUCAGGAGGGGGCUGGGUCGACUCUUGGGGAAGAGGUGGAGCAGUGUAACGCCUUCCUCUCGAGGAUUGCUGUCACGACAAAGCACAUGUCAAAAGCAGGACGCAUAGACAUGCUGACGGUCAUGGCCAUGCGCUGGAACCAACAAAAGUUUGACAACUUGGCUUCCACCCUUGCCCGCCGAUAUCGUAAGGCCACAGUAGCCUUGCAAUGCCAGUUGCAUAACCUGGAGACUAUGAAAACAGAAAUGAACAUCACAGACAAUCAACUGGAGAGAUGGACCAUUGAUAUCAAAGAGUGGGCAGAAGCAACAACAUCCCCAAAUGAUGCUGAUCUUGCCGCUGUAACCAGCCGAAUUGAGGAGCUGGUGGCGAGUGUUAAGGGGAGGUCCCAGCGUCUUUAUAAAGACAAUGACGGAUGCAAAGGACGUGCCCGGAUCCGCCGAAAGAUCAGGGAGGAAAAAAACAAUUUAAAUGCUGUACUGGAAAAGUAUAACACCAUGGUUCCUAAUGCAGAUAACCUGACCUUGGAUACCAUUCUAUCUGACGAGAUUGUGCCAUGGCAAAUUACACACGGUGACUCUGUAGAUCUAAGGACGAAGAGGAAGGUGUUCGACAUUGUGAUGGCAGUAAGGAGACUUGAGGAGGAGAAGAGGAUUCUUAUUGCAGAGAUGAACAAGCAUUGGAAGUCUAUUUGCACCUGUGCAGACUCCCUGAGGCAGAUGUCAUCCCAGCUUUCUAAGGUGACAUCAGGUGAGACAUGGGGCCUGCUUCAAGAUGGGAUCCAAGGUCUACAGAGCUUGAUGAUGAAGAACAAGCAAGCAACCAACAACAUCGCAAAGCAUGCAAAGAACUGCUAUGUUCAAGUUCUGACUGGAACAGAAAUGAACUUUGAUAGUGAUUCUGAUGAAUACCAUACCAGUAGUGACUCUGAGCAAGAUUAA
Molecule: messenger RNA, 2361 nt
Organism: Sardina pilchardus (European sardine)
Lineage: Eukaryota; Metazoa; Chordata; Actinopteri; Clupeiformes; Clupeidae
Exons: 15
Coding region: 1-2361 (786 amino acids)
Source: RefSeq, a predicted model, not a curated record